Pochonia chlamydosporia 170 is the source of this 1683-nucleotide messenger RNA. RefSeq lists its product as hypothetical. The coding region runs from base 1 to 1683 and encodes 560 amino acids. The record is from RefSeq and is a predicted model, not a curated record. The transcript has a single exon. NCBI's taxonomy places the organism in Eukaryota, Fungi, Ascomycota, Sordariomycetes, Hypocreales, Clavicipitaceae.
AUGUCCGCAGAAGACCGAUACCCAGAACGAAUAUAUAUUGCCCUGAGGCAUGUUUUCCACGGCCAAGCUGCUAAGCUACAAGGUGGAAACGCUCGAUCUAAAAGAAAGGCAAUCCGAAAGCUGGUCAAUGAGUAUCUAGAUUGUGAUAAGGACAAUACGUUGAAGGAUAUUGUUGACGCCCACGGGAUGACUCAUAUAACGUCGAUAGCAGGCGACUUUUUAUCGAAAGGGAUAUUCGACUCAACAUGUCUGGCGAGUCAACGCUUCCCAGAACUUUCCCAUACCCCAGGUCUGACAGCGGCUGGGGUCGAACUUGUAGAAGUAGAAGGACAAAGUCUGCUUGGGCCAUUGGGAGAUUCUGACCUCUUACAGAGUCAACGUCGUGGAGGCAUCAACGAGCCGACCCAAACCGAGCCGCUCAAAUCUGAUCAUUCGACGCGCACUAGUAUGGCGUCCACAGAAGACCUGUAUUCCGAGCGUGUCUAUGUUGCCUUGCGACAUGUAUUCGUGGGUAAGAAUGCUAAGCUAAGGAAGAAGAAGCCCAUCCGGAAACUGGUCAACUCGUACUUGUCCACACCGGAAGGCAACACACUGAAAGACAUUGUUGAGGCACACGGAGUCUCUAAACUUGUGGCUAUAUCAAGAACGUUGAUUGUAGAGGGCAUCUUUGAAUCAGCUUGUUUAGCAAGUCAACGAUUUCCAGAAUGGUUUUCCGCGAUAAGCGCGACAGUGACAAUUCCGAACACGAAAGAUGCAAGGAACAACUCUCCAGGGCCAACAGAAGGGGGUGUCGUGGUACGGUGUCAACGAUGCGGAAGAGUACCUGGAAUUGGCGGAACAAUCCAAGCUAAGCUGCCAUGUAAUUUGGAUGGGAUCGCCAAUGGAAAAUCGCCAUGUACAAUACAGAUUCAAAGCAAAAUCGUGGCAGACGAUGCCAACGAGAGCGGGGUAUCGACUUUCACUAUCAGGCUGCCGUUUGAGGCACAACACGAGCUGAUGGUACACCUGCAAAGAGUGAUGGAGCAAGUAUGCUUUGAUUUUGCUAAACAAGCCCUGCCUGACUUAUUGGGGAAACGUCGGUGGGCUUGUGCCAUGGCUGUAGAACUUCACUUAUGGAAGGAUGUGCUGCUCCAGCAGCGCGAGUCGUUGCCUGCUGGAUAUGAACUGUCAACUGCAUCACUCGAGCCGCUGUUACAGACGAUGGCAUUUAUACGUCACGUGGCCGUCGUCCGCAUUGAUAUAUCAGCGACACAGCUACAAAAAUGUAUGGAAGAGGCUGUGGAGUUAACAGAGGCACUUGGACAGAUGCGCUUUCUGAGCGCACUGCGCUCCCUUCAAAAACAGAUAAACUCCGAGAUCCUCGGACUCCGAAAAGAGGAAGAACUACAGAGGCAUUUGCUAGAUUUGGAAAGAAGCACGAUUGCAAAUGAGCGGGCAGACCUGGACGUCAGGGAAGAGAGAGCCAUUCAAAGUGCCGAGCAGAAGCUAGCAGUCUGCCAGAUCAAAACUGGCUCGCGCAUACAUGACAUCAUUGGAACCUUUCAAGACAUCAUCCUAGCUAAACCUGACACAGUGAUCAAAUCAGAGGUCUCCCGCGACAGAAGAAACAUAAGUGGGGAACCAGACAGUGACCAAGACUUGGACUUUUGCUCCUUACCCGAACAAGCGGGAGUGUCAAUGUAA